GACAGCCAGGGAGAGCCCAGAGCCGGCUCAGUCGGAGCUCCAGAGUCGAACGCCCACCCACACCUUUCCCACCAUCACUUCCUCCUUCUCCUCCCAUUGCCAUAACAACGAACUACGGUCCGCCAGCUACAAAGUGAUAUUGAUACCAGCCAACAACUCGAAACAGCCCCAGCAGCAGCGGCAGCAAUAUCCCCAACUGAGGACCGCGGGUGAAAGGGAAGAGGAGGGAAGGGAAGCCGUGUGGGUGUGUGCGCGUGUGUCUAUCUGUCACUCAGUCCCUGCCCGGCCCUUCACCUCCCUCGCAUAGCACACGCACAGUGCGUGCCCACCCUCUCCGCCUCCAGGGUGCCAACUUACAGGGCACUUAGGCGGGCGGACACUCACUGCUCCUCCUUCUGACUGAGAAUAGAAACUCCCAUCUCCUCUGAACCGGUGGUCUCCCCCGCAAAAUAAAACCUUCAUCUAGAACAUCCCUUUUGGAGGGUCCCCCCACUCAAGGCUAGGCGAAGAAAUGAAACAGAAUAGGAUCCCCACCUCGUGUCCCUGUGCCCUUUAUUCCCCAUCUCCAUUCUAAGGAGUAAUGAAGUAGCCGGGACAGGAAGCUCGGAGCCCCUCUGGGCUGGGGAGACCUCGGUGGAGGGAAUUCCCCCAGCUGGUUAGGACUAUUGUAAUUGGUGGUUGGCUUUUUUUUUUUUUUUUGAGGGGGAGGGCAGGGCGUCUGAACCCUAGUGCAGCAGAGUAAAGAUAUCCCCGAAGGUAGCAAACCAGGGAGAGCGAGGGAGGGGUGAGUGGGAAGAGGGAGGGAGGGAGGGAACGAGCGAGAGAGCGAGGGAGGAGAAAAAGGAGGCAAGAAAAGUAGCUGGAAGUGGGGUCUGCAGCAGGCGCUAAAAGAGCUGUUUGAGCAGUGGCAGCGGAGACCUCGGCGGCAGCAGCGGCGGCGGCAGGAAGUCUGUGCCAGAGAAUAGCAGAAAUUAGAGACCCGAAGAGAUCGAGGCAGAGAGAGUGAAAGAGGAAACUGCAGAGGAGGAAGCACAGCGGCAGUUGAAAGUCUCUUUCUGGUUCCCUCUCUGAGCAUCUCCCUCACACGCACGCACGCCGGCAGCAGCAGCAGCAGCAAACAGCAGCAGCGGGAGCGGCAGCGGUGCUGGUGGUUGUUGGUUGUUGUUGGUGGAGGUCUAGUCGGCUCUCCAUCCAUUCAGUACUUGCACAUUUCAUCUCCACGAUAGGAUAGCUCUCCCAGCGCCUCUUGCCUCUCCUCCCGCUUUUCUUCCAGAGCCCUACGCACUCCCUCUUCCAGCCCCGCCGCCACCCCCACUCUCCCCCCUCAGUCGUCCCUCCACCUCCACCAGACACUCGGCUGCCAUGGCCCGGGAGAACGGGGAGAGCAGCUCCUCCUGGAAAAAGCAAGCAGAGGACAUCAAGAAGAUUUUCGAGUUCAAGGAGACCCUGGGAACUGGUGCAUUUUCUGAAGUGGUUUUAGCUGAAGAGAAAGCAACUGGAAAACUUUUUGCAGUGAAAUGUAUCCCGAAGAAGGCACUAAAAGGCAAAGAAAGCAGCAUAGAGAAUGAAAUUGCUGUUCUGAGAAAAAUUAAACACGAAAAUAUUGUUGCUCUGGAAGAUAUUUACGAAAGUCCAAACCACUUAUACUUGGUUAUGCAACUUGUAUCUGGCGGGGAGCUUUUUGAUCGAAUAGUGGAGAAAGGAUUUUACACUGAAAAAGAUGCCAGUACUCUAAUCCGCCAGGUUUUGGAUGCUGUCUACUAUCUCCACAGGAUGGGUAUCGUACAUAGGGACCUCAAGCCUGAAAACCUUUUGUACUACAGCCAGGAUGAGGAGUCCAAAAUCAUGAUCAGUGACUUUGGGUUGUCCAAAAUGGAAGGUAAAGGAGAUGUCAUGUCUACAGCAUGUGGCACUCCAGGAUAUGUAGCUCCAGAAGUCCUUGCACAGAAACCUUAUAGUAAAGCAGUUGACUGCUGGUCCAUCGGCGUGAUUGCUUAUAUAUUGCUCUGCGGUUAUCCUCCCUUCUAUGAUGAAAAUGACUCCAAACUUUUUGAGCAGAUUCUCAAGGCAGAAUAUGAAUUUGACUCUCCCUAUUGGGAUGACAUCUCAGAUUCUGCUAAAGAUUUCAUUCGGAAUUUGAUGGAGAAAGAUCCCAAUAAAAGAUAUACAUGUGAGCAGGCAGCUCGGCACCCCUGGAUUGCUGGUGAUACAGCCCUUUGCAAAAAUAUCCAUGAGUCUGUCAGUGCCCAGAUCCGGAAGAACUUUGCAAAAAGCAAAUGGAGACAAGCAUUCAAUGCCACAGCCGUCGUGAGGCAUAUGAGAAAACUGCAUCUCGGCAGCAGCCUUGACAGUUCAAACUCAAGUGUGUCAAGCAGCCUCAGCCUGGCCAGCCAACACCCUGAUGGGACAACCCGAAAAGAUUGCCUGGCAUCCUCCACACUCUGUAGUUUUAUUUCCUCCUCUUCGGGUGUCUCUGCAGUAGGAGCUGAGCGGAGACCGAGGCCAACCACUGUGACCACAGUCCAUACUGGCAGCAAGUGACCGUCCCCAGAGGUGGAGGCUGGGCUGGUGAGGUAGAGGAAAGCGCUAGGAAAGAAGGCCCCACCAGUGGCCAGCAGGACGUGAUCUCACCUGAGUGAUUUCACCUUGCAUGGUGCCCCUUCCUGCACAGGACUGGAAGACAGAAGCUUUUUUUAUGGCCAUAUUUUAUACUGCAAUUCUGAAGUGUUCAUUUCUCACAAACUUUACAGACUCAAGGGGAGCCAAUUUAACUGGUUGGAUCUGGUGCUGUAUAUAUGAGUCUAGAGAUGCUCUAACUGAAUGGACCUUCGCAUUCCUCGCCCCCAUCCCCCUCUCAUUUACUCUCUUCUCAGUGUAGGUAACAGUAUAUGUUGUAUUUUUUCAUUAAUGGGAAAAAAAGGUUUCAACUGGAUUAUUUAAAUAUUGGUAACUUUUGUGCAUUAGGUAUUUCUUUUCUUUUUAAGAAAUAUUUCCUUUCCAAUCUAUAAUUCUUCAAGUCACACAAAGCUCUUUAGUGAGUAGAGAUUUACAUCAACCAUACCCACUGAUUAUUUUUUAUUCCCAGGGGGAUUGAAAAUGAUUUUCUAAAGAUCUACCAAAAUAGGAUACAGGCUCUAUCUCCUAGCAUAAUUAUUCACUUUGCUUCGACUUCUCCUUUUUAUUAUCUCACUUCUUAGGAAGGGCAGCUCAUUGUACAUGACAACACAGCCAUUCAACAUUUGGAGUUAUUCUCUUCUGAGGAGACUUCUCUAGAAAUGUGCUGCCUGUCAUGAGCCUUUCCACAUUAGCCACUCCAGAACACUUAGCAAACAAAUCCAGAAACAGUAGCCAUGGCAUGAUUUGAGUCAUAAAGAAGAUGAAGCCUAUUCCCCAGAGGCCUGAAACUUAAGAAACUCUGAUGCAAUAAGGAGAGGGCUGUCCUUCCAUACCAGAUUGAGAGCUCUGGAGUCAAGGACUGAAUCCUAUUUUUUUGGUAAAAAGAGCCCUUCCUCUGGGGAUGCCCUACAAAGCUGGUAUUUUUCCAUAGCAUCUUUAUAGAAUAAAUUUGCUAUGGUUGACAUGCUCAUACAUUAAUGUUUUGGACGCCUUCUUUACAUGAGAAACCUACCACAACUUUAUUGUUAAAGUCUACUGCCCAUGCAUAACCAUCAUUUCUCAAAAGAGGGAUGACAUCUACAAGCUCUGCCCUCUGUCUCGAAGCUAUGCAGAUUUACAAUUUUCUCUUUCAACUUUUUGAAAAGAUUUUUCAUUAUCAAUCGAAAAUCCCUUCUCCCCCAAACUCAUAGAAGUUGCUACUCCAGAUCUCCAACCUAUUCCCAUCUGGACUGGUGGGGAGAACCAAGGGAGAGUUCAUUUCACUGGCCACAUUCAGCAAACAUUUAGUGGAAAAAAACUAGUGACACCCACAUUGGUAUAGUGAGUUGCAACUGGCACUUUUAUGUCAGCCACAGAAUUUGUAGAAUUAGAUGAACCAAAGACCCAUCUAUAGGUACACACCACUAGCAAGUGCACAGUAAAUAAGCCAGGGUGAAUUUGUUCUUCAAGUAGACUUUAAAGAUGCUGUUUAAAGGAAGCAUGAAGGAGACAGGUGAACUCAGAAUGCUGAUUUGGCAAAAGAUGGCAUCCUGAGCCCAGAAUUUCAUAGAGUCAGCAUCUAGCCAUUCAGAAUAUCCAUGAGAUGUGCCAGAUGGAGAUGAUCUGCCUGCUUCCCUGGGAAUAAACUGUCCUGGCCUUUGUCCUUCUGCCCUCUGAUAGAAGGGUAGUCUUACAGAAGUCCAGUGAAUUCCCCAAACCUCCAAUGCAUUUCUACAGUUAGGUUCCCUCAGGUCAUAUGCCCCUCAUUGCCCUACCUUUGUCAGUCUCCAGACAGAUAGUUUAGUGCCACUCACCACAGUGUUGGCAUACACAUGCUUCUUGCUCUCUAUCUCUGAAGAUGGUAUUGCCAACAGGGAAAUACUCAUUCAAGGCACUGAAAAGGGUGAGCCCUCUAGCAAUAUGGCCAUUGCUACUGCUUUGGUGCCCAUCAUGCUCUGAGCUGCAUGGUGAAAAAGAAAUCAAAUUGUCUUUUGAAGAUUUGUUUGCUUGGAAAGUCGAGAAAUGUAUUACUUGGAUGUUUUCAGAAAAGACUGUCAUACAAGCUGGGAAGACAUGCAUAAUUCUAUGCAGUAACUGUGUCUAGAGGGUUUCCAACUUUGGAAGGAGAAUGAUUUUUGUGUUAUACACAGGCUUCAAGAAAAGUCCAGGGUUUCACCAUGAAAUUAAAUAGCCCUCAACUGCAUGAUCAAUGGGGAACAUCUAAGCUUAUGCAAUUCAUGAUUACAAAAAGACAAAUGAUACUUUGCAAGGAGUGAUCCUUUACCUUAGUCCGGCACCUACAGUGCAUGCUUUAAAAGACAACACUUCAUUUGGAAGCCUUGUGUAUAAGCAUCUGCAUUUAUUAAGCAAAAUUUGAAGCUACAUUCCGAGAGUUACUCAUGAUGACAAAGAUUUUUUUUUUCCUGGAGGAAAUUUAUGAGAUGCAUGUUAUACAAUGAGUGCAUGCACUUAAUCUGAAAUAAUGACAUGAUUGGAAGAUGCAAAAUGGCUAGACAGCUUUUUCAAAAAUCUCAUUGUGGAUAUGCUCUUUGAUUAAAUUGGGUCAUUUCUCUGACACUCUGCAGUGAUUCUGUAAGCCCUGUCUCAAAUUAGCACUUGGAGGUAGGUAUGGGGUGAUCCAGGGGGACCAGUUCUUUUCUAUGUAAAAUGUGAUGAUGCAGAUUGGAUUUAGUAUCCCCAUACCUUGCAUCUAAAAUGGAAUAGAAUAGAUAUUUCCAUCGAAACUUUAUGCUUCAAGAGGGUGAGGAAUAUCAAGCCUCAUGGAAAAUGACUGGUUCUCCUCAAACAAUGAAUGAAAAAAGAAUUUGCUAAGCACUUCCUAUGUGCUAGGCACUGUGCUGUGUGCUGGGGGUACAAAGACAGAGAUGAUCCCUUUUAUUACAAAUGGGAAAAUCAAGGAUUUACUAGAGAUAUUCAACCUAGAGAAGACUGGGGUUGGAGGCAUGCUGGCAGGCUUUGAGUGUACAAAAGUUAUCUUACAGAAGAAGGAUGAGACUUAUUCUGCAUGGACCUAGAGGCCAGAGCUAGGAAUAAUGGGUAGAAGUUGCAGAAACACUGAUUUAAGCUUAUAGUCAGGAGAAAAUUACUCAACAAUUGAGUGGCCCCAUUGAGGAAGAAGCUGCCUCCAGAAAAGCAGUCUGCCAAGCAAUGAGAGCUCAUUAAGGGUUGACUGUUUGCCAGGCACUGGACUAAUCAUUUGGGGGUACAAAGAAAGGCAAAAAUAAGCCCUUGACCCCCAAAGGGUUUACAUUUCUGAUGGGAAACAACAUGUAAAUAACUAGGGACAUAUAAAAUACACAGAGUAGACAGAAGGCAAUCUGAAAGAGGAAGGUGUUUCCCAAUGCUAGAGGUCUUCAAACAGACUCAGUGACCAUUUGUCAGGAAUUGGGCAAUGGUGAUUCCUGUUGAGGCCUGGAUUGAACUGGGUCCCUCACAAUUUUGUGAAUUUAUGAUUUUACUUUUACUUUGGUUUCAACAGGAAAUAAUUAUAUUUUGGUUUUCAGAAUCCAGUUUGCAAACCAGUGGAUUUAUAAUCAAAACAGAAGAGAGUGUAGUUAGAACAAAGCAAAAGGAUGAGGGGUAGACAAUGUUUGAUCACUGGCUUCAAAGAAACCCAGCUAACAUCUGAUUUCAUGGGACCCAAAGUUCACAUUUGGCCCUUUACCUCUUUAGAGCAAAUGUCUCCCUCUCCCUCCCUGUUUAUCUUCUUCCCCCAAACUAGAGGAGAAAAUUUGAAAUGAUGUCUAAAUAUCUUACACUGUUGUUUCUAACUAACCCCCUUUACUUCCCAUCCUCUUCUUAUAGCCUUCACCAUUAUCUUCCCUGAAGCACACACUAAAGUCUGUCCUGUAGUAAUAACACUGAGGAGAAGAGAAAGACAAGCUCCUUAGGUUCCAUUCUGGUUUCUCCUCCCAGGACAGUUGAGGGGAGUCCCUUAUCUCUCCACUGCACUUUCUGGGUUGCCUCCAGCUUCUCUAAUGGAGCACUGCCUUCUCUUCCCACCAUAUAUUAAGUGAGUUACAAUCCUGGCCAUCAACUUUGGUAGGCACAGAGGGAAAGAGAGAUAUGUAGUACCAACAAAAACCAUGGAACUUUGAAAGGCCCUUUCGUACUGGCUUUGGAGCUCUGCCUAGGUAGACAUUGACUUCUUUGCCAUUCUGGUCUUGCAAGUCUAGAAAUAGAGUUAGGACAGCUUUUUUUAUUUCAUGCUGUGACCCUGGGCAAGUCACUUAACCUCUGCCUCAGUUUCCUCAUCUGUAAAAUGAGGAUAAUAAUAGCACCUACCUCCCAGGGUUGUGAGGAUAAAAUGAAAUAAUAUUUGUAAAAUGCUUUGCAAAUCUUAAGGCACUAUUUGCACGUUAACUAGUAUUAUCAUUAUUAUAUAACACUGAAUUUCUCACCCUCCAUAUUUCCCCAUUUUAACAUAAAUGUGGGAACAAGAGCCUUCCUUUGACCUUCUUUUGCAUUAAAGUGGUCAUGCAUUUGGAGGGAAAUUAAGUCACCUCCAUAUUUUUAAGUAGUUCAGGUCACCUGGUGUUUUCCCACUGCCAGGAUAUCACAGUGCCUCUCUCAAUGCAAGCACUUCUAAAGACCCAGAGAAUUUCUGUAAGUAAUAUUAGUGUCAGCAAUAAGGAAAGGCCCUAGCUUCUCUACAUCUGGAUAUCCAGUCGGGCGAAGUAAGAAUUCUCUUGCAUAGAUAGUACAAUUAGCUAGGAGGGAUAUGAUACAAGAAUCUGAAAGGUAGCCUCAGCUUUCAAAUCUAAACUGUAACUUUUGGCCCUACCUGCUUUCUGCUUUGGAAAGCCUUUCCUGAGUACGCUCUGUGAGACUAGUUCAAGUGUUCUCAGGAAAGGAUUUCCUUCUAGGGAAAUUCUAUGAACCCCAAGGGUAGAAGGACCCUGAAAGAGCCGUCAAAAGAAACCCCAAAGGUCAUCUCCCCAAGUAGAACUUGGAUUCUCUGGCCUAAAUCUUUCAAAAGUUAAGCAGUGCAAUCUUACCUUUUGGGAUUUGACCUUUGAUGAGGAGCAAUCAGAUUGAAACAAUAAGAUCUAUCAUCCCAGGGCAAAUGAUCAAAGUCAGAUUGUCCGAGGAUGCUGUGACUCAGUUAGCCUCACAGAUGGUUCCACAAAAAAAACUUCAUUGAAUGAAUAUAAACUGAAAUCUUUUCCCUAAGAUUUUAAUGCAAGAGAAUUAGAGUUAUUCCCCAUACUUCUACUUCUGAAUGGAGUUUUUAGCUCUAAACCCCUAAUCUUCAUGUUAUUUUUCCUAUACUCCCAAGAAGAAAUAGGGAUACUAGGGUAUUUAGUUUGGCUUUGUACAAGGUAUCCCAAAAGUCUUGGUGAAAUUUUGAAUUUUAUAGCUUUAAGCUCCACUAAGAUUUUUGUGAUAUCCACAAUCAGUAGGUCAAGGGUUUCCAGCUGUCCUUUCCUAGUGUUUUCAUAGUCAAGAAGAGAAAGAACAUAGAUCUCCAGGGUCAAAUAAAUAGUUGCCAAAAAAAAAUGAAAUCAGUGUCCAAUCAUCUGACCCAUUUGUGGAAUUGUACUGCCUGUCAUUAAACCAUAGAGCCUCUUCUUUCUUUCUCCACCUCCAUCCCUGAAGAGGUGGCCUUUCCUUUAAACACAUUCCAGACCAAGCACUGUCCAGUUUGUUUUUUGGGGGGGAGAAGUAGAGAUCAUAUAGAUACCUGUAUGUCAUUAGCCAUUGUUUGUAGAUGUUGUGGCCUGAAUGGAGAGCUAAAUGCAUGGCUGGUAUUAGCAGGAAAUGUUCCAAUCUUUUGAUUUUCACGAUUGGAAACACUGACUUGCAAGAACUGAUGUUUGGGGAAACAGUCUAUGACUGAGGGCAAAAAACAGAGUUUUCCCUUUCCUGAAAUUCUACGCAGCUAGAAUGUAGAAUGAAUGUAGAAAGGCAGUUGGUUCAAAGGACUUCAUCAUAGGCUGCAGCCAGUUCUGUAUGUCUGUUGCGAGGAUGAGGAAAAGUUAGAAUAGUUACUUUCCUUGUGGUUCCAGCACCUCUCAAUUCACAGCCCAGUCACCUGCAAACCCAGUAUCUCUCAAUAUGCACCAAUCUGUUUGGCCACACCAUGAAGUCCACCAUGCAUGCUAGCGAAGGCUUGAUCUUUCUCAUGCUUUAUAGAAUAGGUAGCACCAAGGCUAAAGCAGGAAGUCGUUCAGCUCACAUUCUAUUCCUUUCCUUCUCUCUGAAUCGGGAGCAGUUCUUCUAGCCAAGUUUUGGGGGAAUCUGCUUUCAGCAAACCCAAGGAGCUUUAUCUUUGGAAGCCAAACCCUCAGCAUGUGGCCGCUAAAUUUGGUCUUGUAGACUAAGCAAAUUGUGGAAUGGCUUCAGUUCCUGUAUCUUUCUUCACCAAAGGGAUGAACUCUGUUGCAAUGACCCUUUGUAAUCCCUAUUGAUGCUUCUGUAUUUGCCAUAAAAACAAGUUUUUAAUUGUCUUGUCUCCAGGGACCUUUGCACAUUAUUGUAUCUUCCAAAUGCUUACCAUAUUAUUUUACUUAUGGGUGAUUUUAUUUUCUUCUGGGACAGGAAAUAAAGAUUGUAUAGGGAGAAGUUUGGAUCUCUGGCAACAGAUAUAUAGGACUGCUAUGUCUAAAAGUUCCAAAUGUAAAUCGUAUAUCAAUGGUAAGGAUGGCUGUCAUUUACUCCCCACUUCCUAUCCCUUCUUGCCUGCCUGCCCCACAUCCUCAGCAGGGCAGCAGAGACCAAAGCAUGGUGCUAGCCCAGAAAAUGAUGCCAUCUUGGUUUGGGAAGAAGUCAAGUGAAAAAGAAAGUGCUGCCUAGAGGCCCUGGGUCUGAUGGCAAAAGUCAUCAUGCUUUCAAACUAAGGACACUUGGUUUUGUCUGGUAAUUGGUCCAAAAAUGACAAAUUGUUUCUUCUUGAGAGUCACAGGCACAGUGACAUGAUGAUGGCAUCUUCACUGUGGGUCCUAAAGGCCAAGAUUUCAGAAAAGCAUCAUUUCCUCUUUCAGUGUUCCAGUCAAGAGGCCUUCAUUGUACAUUCUGUCCAGAGUCAAAUUUGCAAUAAUUUCCAAAUUGGCAUCUGUUGCUACACGUCAUGUAACUGGCCCUCUUUCUCUUCCCCUAAAUGCAAGCAUGUUUUCUAAAAGCUUACAACUUUGAAUUCAGGAAUGUCCAUGUGCCUAUUAUUAUCAGGCUUGUGAUCGGUUCAAUUUUUGCUUGUCCAAAAGAAGGGAAAUUGUGUAUUUACUCCAUGCAUGUAAUAAAAACUGCAAAAAAAAUUUAACCCACAUAGGUUUGCGAAAUUGCAAAAUUGUUCAUGGGGCUAUGUAGCAAAUGAUUCUCUGCCUUGACAAUCAUGUAUACAUAUCAAAAUUUCUAUCAUAAUGAUAAAAGGGAUUGAUGACUACUUGUUUUCCUCCAAUAAAGAUAAUUAAAUCACCAA
Molecule: messenger RNA, 10033 nt
Organism: Monodelphis domestica (gray short-tailed opossum)
Lineage: Eukaryota; Metazoa; Chordata; Mammalia; Didelphimorphia; Didelphidae
Gene: CAMK1D
Product: calcium/calmodulin dependent protein kinase ID
Biological process (GO): protein phosphorylation
Molecular function (GO): ATP binding; protein kinase activity
Source: RefSeq, a predicted model, not a curated record